AACCUGUCCAAACACUGUAGCGGCUCUCCACAGUUCAUCAAUGUUGUAUCAGAAUUUCCUUCCUUUUUGAGGCUGACAUGGGUUGGCAUCAUCCUGCCAGUGGAAGAUAGAUCUGGCCUGGCUUCACAGCCAGAACACAGGUGUGCAUCCUCCUCACCCUCCCCUGAACAUAGCCUCCUCCUCCUCCCUCUCCUGCAGGCUGUGAACGCUGCCAAGCACAAGGUGGCGGGGGUGCUGGUGUACACGGACCCCGCAGACGUCAAUGAUGGACGGAGCUUGCCCAACGAGACCUUCCCGCACUCCUGGCACCUGCCUCCCUCUGGGGUGGAACGAGGCUCCUACUAUGAGUAUUUUGGGGACCCCCUGACUCCCUACCUUCCAGCCAACCCCUCUUCCUUUCGCCUGGACCCAGCCACUGCCUCCGGAUUUCCCCCAAUUCCCAUUCAGCCCAUUGGCUUCGAGGAUGCCAAAGUCCUUCUCUGUAACCUCCAGGGACCCUCAGCCCAGGCUGACUGGCAGGGAGCACUGGGCUGUGACUACAAGUUGGGCCCGGGCUUUGAGCCUGGUGGUAUGUUCGCAGGCAGGGCUGUGAACGCUGCCAAGCACAAGGUGGCGGGGGUGCUGGUGUACACGGACCCCGCAGACGUCAAUGAUGGACGGAGCUUGCCCAACGAGACCUUCCCGCACUCCUGGCCCCUGCCUCCCUCUGGGCCCAUUGGCUUCGAGGAUGCCAAAGUCCUUCUCUGUAACCUCCAGGGACCCUCAGCCCAGGCUGACUGGCAGGGAGCACUGGGCUGUGACUACAAGUUGGGCCCGGGCUUUGAGCCUGGUGACAGCAGAGUGUUUGCGAGCUGGGGGGCAGAGGAGUUUGGUCUCAUUGGCUCCACAGAAUUCACGGAGGAGUUCUUCUGCAAGCUGCAGGAGCGCGCCGUGGCCUACAUCAACGUGGACAUCUCGGUGUUUGCCAACGCCACCCUGAGGGCGCAGGGGACGCCCCCCGUCCAAAGCGUCAUCUUCUCCGCAGCCAAACAGAUCCCAGCACCAGGCCCCGGCAGCCUCAGCAUCUACGACAACUGGAUCCGGUAUUUCAACCGCAGCAGUCCCGUGUAUGGCCUGGUCCCCAGUGUGGGCUCUCUGGGUGCUGGCAGCGACUACGCGCCCUUCAUUCACUUCCUGGGCAUCUCCUCCAUGGACAUCGCCUACACCUAUGACCGGAGCAAGACCUCAGCGCGGAUCUACCCCACCUACCACACAGCUUUCGACACCUUUGGUUACGUGGACACGUUUGUGGACCCCGGCUUCAGCAGCCACCAGGCCGUGGCCAGGACGGCGGGGAAUGUGCUUCUUCGUCUCAGUGACAGCCUUUUCCUGCCUCUCAACGUCAGUGACUACAGUGAGACCCUCCGAAGCUUCCUGCAGGCUGCCCAGCUGUACUUGGGGCCCCUGCUGGAGAGGCACAGCAUCAGCCUGGAUACGAAGAUGCUGGCUGCACCGAUGCUCCCUAUUUCUCCUGGUAGCCACGUGCUCUGGGCUCCUCGUAAAAGCGUCGUAGCUACAUUCCCAGGCCUGGCCAAUGCCUUUCUCAGGGCCAACGACACAGACCCAGGAUCUGCGGCCUGGGCUGAGGUGCAGAGGCAGCUCAGCAUUGUGGUGGUGGCCCUGGAGGGUGCAGCAGCCACCCUGAGGCCUGUGGCUGACCUCUGACCCCAGCCUUCCUUCCUCAGCUCGCCACUACCCCCCCUUAUCUGAACCCUCUCCCCACUCGUUUUCUUUGGGUGUCCCAGUCUUCCCUGAUGCCAAGGGAGGUCACACUCUGGGAUCCUUUCCAGCUUCUGGGGCAACAGCUCAGGGCCCUACCAGUUGUGGUCACCUGAGGGGAGUGACAAGCCCUGAAUGAAUCUCCCUCAUCCUGGCUGUUGGGUGAGAGGGUGGAGAAAAGGAGGCAGGGAUGGUGGGAAUGGCCAAACCCUCAGUUGCUCUUGGUGGUGGGUGGGUGAGGAUAGUGUACAUGCCAACCUUAGAUGCCAGCACCCGAGUGCACCAGGGCUACUCCUCAGGGACCAGCAGGGAAACUGAGGCCCAGGGCAAAUAGGGCCUUGCCCACUCUGGGUUCCUCCACCCUCAUACCUCACAUUUCUCAACUCCUUCCUGCCCUUCCCCAAAUAAAUCAAGCCUAGCUAUUGUCCUUACAAAA
Messenger RNA from Myotis davidii, 2194 nucleotides. RefSeq names its product N-acetylated alpha-linked acidic dipeptidase-like 1 (gene NAALADL1). The annotation marks the transcript as partial. Lineage: Eukaryota; Metazoa; Chordata; Mammalia; Chiroptera; Vespertilionidae. The record is from RefSeq and is a predicted model, not a curated record. Gene Ontology annotation, molecular function: carboxypeptidase activity. The transcript has 14 exons.